Ilyonectria robusta is the source of this 795-nucleotide messenger RNA. RefSeq lists its product as uncharacterized. Bases 1 to 795 code for a protein of 264 amino acids. Lineage: Eukaryota; Fungi; Ascomycota; Sordariomycetes; Hypocreales; Nectriaceae. The record is from RefSeq and is a predicted model, not a curated record. The transcript has a single exon.
AUGAGCAACCUCUUUCGUCUUGUUGAGGCAAUGCAGGAUAUGAUGAGGGAUCAAGAGCGCAACUUCUUGGAUAAGUGUGCAGCAGACGAAGUGCUUACUGCACGUGACCUUACUGGACCAAGUUCAGAGUACCUCGGCGAACUACGGAUAAUGAUCUCUUCAAAGGGCCUGUCUUUAAUACAGAGACAGUAUCGCAUUGCACGCAAGGCAAUGCCAACUGCAAGGAACCCCUUUCCAACCCCUCUUCAAGACUGUGGCAGUAACUGUUAUAUCUCAACAGAGCUUGGCAUCCCGUGUUCUCAUACAAUUUAUGAGAAGCUGGGUUCAGGUAUACAGUUUACAAAGUGGGAAGUCCAUCCACACUGGCGACUAAGAGAAUCAUCAUCAAAAGAUCCGUAUCGUCGUAUCCUCGACCCCAAGAUUACUUUAUCUCUUCGUGGCCGCUCAAGAAAUACACCACAAGCCAUGCCCUCAACCCUGGCUAUUAGUAUGGACAGUCAAUCCCAGCUGGCCAAUACUGAGACACCUACCGAUACAUCAGCAAGCCAAGUGGGAAGGCAGGUAGCAAAGCGUAAGCGAGGUCGGCCAGUGGAAAGCCGAAAUCAAUCUACGUUAGCAAGGAUCGAACAAGAGACAAGCCAGCAAGAUAGGUCAGUUGCACGAGUAACCCGCAGCCAGUCAGCUGUACUUGGUCCUGGACAACUCACUGGGGUACGAGCCACUGGUCGAAGACUGCAGCCGAAUAUCCGUAGAAUAAGAAGUCAAUGGGAGCUGAUAAGCAGUGAUGAGGAGUGA